This is a messenger RNA of Brassica napus (rape), 3105 nucleotides long. RefSeq lists its product as uncharacterized. The transcript has 3 exons. The record is from RefSeq and is a predicted model, not a curated record. The coding region runs from base 1 to 882 and encodes 293 amino acids. Lineage: Eukaryota; Viridiplantae; Streptophyta; Magnoliopsida; Brassicales; Brassicaceae.
AUGGAAUCAAUACCGGAGAUGAUGUUCGCCGCCGGAGAAGAACCGGUCGGACUUCGUGUUCUGACGUACCAAUCAUCACGAGCCAUAAAACGGAUUGUCAAUGCGUUGGAAGAGGAGGAAAAAGGUGUGAUAUUGGAGUCGUCUUUUGGUAAAAUAAUCGAGAUUGCAGACAAACCUGCAUUUUCUGGAAGAUUCGCGAGGUAUCUAAUGUCAAGACAGAUGAAGAUCAAGAAGAAACAUGAAGCAUGGUUUAGGUUUGCGGGUCAUCCUAUAAGGUUCUCGCUGAGAGAGUUUGCGAUUGUUACUGGAUUGCCUUGUGGGAAGUUCCCCCCGAAGUCGAAGACGAAGCUUAAAGAAACUAUCACCGAGAAACCGUAUUGGCCGGCGUUGUUUGGGAAAGUUGAAGUCGUGACCGUCUCAUCUGUAAUCAAGAUGCUGCGACGCAAAACAGUCACAGAGCGAGAGACCCGGAUUAAGUUUGCUUGUUUGGCACUUCUAUCUUCUGUCCUUAUGCCAACGAACCUGAAUAUGAAAAUUUCAAGGGAGUAUGCUGAGGCAAUCGAAGAUCUCGGUGAGUUUUUUGCUUAUCCAUGGGGAAGAGUAGCUUUCGAGAUGCUAAUGGGUAGUAUUAAAGAGAGAGAUGAGAUCACGCUGUCUCAAAACACUAUUGCUGUCAAAGGGUUUGCCCUUGCGCUUCAGUUAGUUAUGGUAGAAGCCGUACCCUCCUUAACGGAAGUUGUACAAGAAACGUGUUCGUCAUCAGAAUCAGACAGCGCGGACGAUGUGGAAGAUGGGGCCGAAAAGUCAUCAAAAAAACAGACCUUGAGCCCUGCACACGCGCGAAGCAUUGACAAGAAACCAGAGGUUUGUAUAAUGACCUAAGCUAUGUAGUUAACGUACCAAAUAUGAAACCAGAAGUUCUUACAAGCACGGUUGUGGUCAUUGAUUGUAAAUGUGUAGGUGUAUGUAAAGAGCAUAAUUGACCAAGAUCCAGAGAGGCUAGUGGAUGAGAGCACGCUGACAUGGUCUGAUGAUGAAGAGGAUGAACAGGUAGACAAUGUUUUGAAACUGAUAGAGCAAAACCACAAGUUCUGUGGCUCAAUGUUUAAAGGUGGAGCAACUAAAGCUGAUGUGGAGAAGAUGAGAGCGGGGGCAAAAGCACGUGGUAAAGAAAAGAAGACAAGAAAGCAACCGGUGACCAGUAUCACAGUGGAACCUGACAAUAACGCUUCUAAUCUGUUUGAUAAGAUCAAGCCGGAGCUACUGAGGAUUGAUGGGAAUGUGUCUUCAACCAUGACAGCUGUUAAAGAUGUAAACACGGGCCUAGGCUUGUUACAUGGGUCGAUCGUUGGUCAGGUAGAAGUUUGGUUGGGAAAGUUUAAAGAAGAAUGUAGUGGACUUGUUGCUGAAGCUGUCAAGCAAGUUGUUGAGGCCGUCAAUAACAAUGCGAACAGAGGUGCGGGCACACCGAUAAUGAAAGUUAAUCAAGAGGGUGGACGCAGUGCCGAAGAUGAAUUCUAUGAUACAACAAUAAGGAACGUAAUUGGUAACAUUAAUAAGUACGCCACUCCUCCACGUGUGACCAUCCAGAAUCAGGUAAUUAUGGAUUUAACAGACGAAGAAUACUUAAAUUUGUAGUGAUGUUAAAGAUUGUGGUAAUACAAAAACUUUUUAUGUAGGGGGUCAACGCAACUGACGCAGAGCCUAACGAUGUAAUUAGGAGUCAUGGUAAUUUGGAGACAACUACAGAGGGAAUUGCACUAUCGGCUACAAGCCACACACACAAUAGGAAGGGUGGCGUGAACGAGAACGUGAUGCAGGUAUAUGAAGAUAUAGUAAAUAUAUAUAUAAACCAAGAUGACAUAUAAGUUUGGUGCAAGACAACUAAAGUGGAGGUCAUUGUGCAGGAUCCCGGUGAUGGGAUAGGACAUCAAACUGCAGAUGCUCCCAACUUUUCACUGGGUCUGACACAGUGUGAAAACCGGGGGGACCAUGACGAGUCCGGAAAAAACAUCCUAGGGCCGGAUCUAAAUGUAUCCCAUGUUGAAGACGACGACAAUAGCGAUGAGAAUUUCAUAUGCAGAAAAAGCAAAAGGCAGAAGGCGUUUCCUUCUAGCUUAUUGGCAGAUUAUCAUUGCGGACCGGAGAUACAAGGUCGUGGACGUCAAGCACCAACAUACCUGUUUGUGAGACCAGGCGUCGCUGAAAGUAUAAGAAAAUACGAGAAACUCCAAGAAAAACUUGAGAGCUCAAUUGUUAUCAACGUCGGUGGGUGUUCUGUAUCUGAGAAGGACUUAAUCGACAUCGCCGAAAGAACUCGACCGCUAACAGCCAAGGCUGUUGAUAUCCUCUCCCGUAUCGUACGUGUAUUACAACAGGAAACUCCAGCAAUCGAGGGACAGAAGAAAAGUGUGUUCUUCGACACAAAAUUUAUGGCAUCCCUGUCACGAAACUACUCAAAGUUUGGGAAAAGUAAGAGUAAGGACACUCACGUUUUUCCCAAAGGUGUGAUGGAAUUUCUUGGAAGCUUCAAAGACUCCAUUCGUAACAUAAAGCGGUUCUACCUACCCUUCAACUUCGACAGAAAGCAUUGGGUGGGAAUUUGUGUUGAUUGUGAGACAUGGACUAUCUACGUUCUGGAUUGCAACACAGCCAUCAAAAGUGUAAAGGAGAUUGUGAAAGAAUUAACACCCUUAGCCGAGGCCUUCCCGUAUCUGUUGAUACAAGCAGGAGGCGUAUCUAUAGAGGGGGAUGUAGUCCCAAUGAUCAUUGAGAGGGUGAAAGGAGUUGCACAGAACACACUAAUAGGAGAUUCAGCUGUUACAGCGGUGGUGUUAAUGUGGAACCAUUGCCUUGGAGGGUUAGAAUCUUGCCGAUCUGUCAAUGCUGGACAAGUGGCCAUAGAAGCCAAAGCUGCAGCAGUUAUGGCAUAUGAAUUGAACGAGGAGUUGUAGGGUUACACCUUGACCGGAAUAAUCUGGAUUCAAAACGUCCAGCUCUAUGUAUGUUAUUGUGUUGCUUUGUGUUGUUGUGUUGAUUUGUGAUGUUGUGUUGCUUUGUAUUAGCACUUUGUCCAAAUAAGACUUUAUGAAUCGUUAUGUUGUU